This is a messenger RNA of Delphinapterus leucas (beluga whale), 2715 nucleotides long. RefSeq names its product oligodendrocyte myelin glycoprotein (gene OMG). Gene Ontology annotation, molecular function: protein binding. The record is from RefSeq and is a predicted model, not a curated record. Lineage: Eukaryota; Metazoa; Chordata; Mammalia; Artiodactyla; Monodontidae. Gene Ontology annotation, biological process: neuron projection regeneration.
AUUGGCAGGCAGACUCUCAACCACUGCGCCACCAGGGAAGCCGCUAUGCUAUUAUUUUUAAAACAUAAAAUCAAAUAAAUGGUCAUUCAUAUAGUACCAAAGAUGUCUCUGGAGACAACAAUAUUCAUAUCCACUGACCAAAGUAAUUUCAUGAAGAAAAAAAUCCUUAACCCAAAAGAUAUCAAAUAAAAUGCAUUUACUUUACUACAUGAACUGAUAAUUAAAAGAAUUAGAUGCUCAUUAAAAAAAUGCAGCCUCGUUUGUGCAUAGCCUGGGUCAAACAAUCCUUUGUAUCAGAAAGAUAAAAACAAAAUAAUCAUAUUUAAGUACUUAUGUACUUCUCCAAAAGAUGAACAGUUAGGUGUUUGAUAAAUUUGAAAACCUGAUUGUAUAUAAUGAUCACCAUAUUUGGUGGGGGGGGUACAUAAAAAAAUCAAACAGAUCAUAAUAUGUUAUUUUAAAAAGUGAUAAGACAAUUGUACCAUUUUAGAAAAAAUAAAAAGGCAGAGUUAAAAAUAGUUAAAUAUCUUAGAAAACCAUCCACAAGGAAGGUCAAAUUCAUUUUCAACAUUUUUCAAUGUAUAAAAUGAAUGAACAGUAGGCGCAAUAAAAAGAACCACAGAUUCUUCACGAGGUGAAUGUUAAAAUGUGGAGCCUAAGCUCAAAUCACAGAAAUGGGUAAAGGCCAGGUCUAAUGUGCACGAGGUUUUCCAUCCUACAGCAAAUCUGAGAUAUAUGGGUACACUCAACACUAAAUUAAAAAAAAAUUUCUUUUGGUCCAUUCUGUUGCGUGUGCACCUCUUGCAAUAAAUUUGAGUCAGCACCAAUGACAGCUCUGCAGUCCUCCUAUGUGGUACUGAUCAGGUGGUUGCAGAGCUUCAGCUCACAGCAACACAAUGCAGCUGAGCAGGCAAGCACAGCCCACAGCCAGAAGCGGUUCCUACUUUCCAGAACAAGGCGACCUUUAAGCUUAAGUUUCCCGGAGAAAAUGAGAUGCUGAUGUAGAAGACAACACUAUGGCUUUGAUGGAAUAUCAGAUAUUGAAAAUGUCUCCCAGCCUGUUCAUCCUUCUGUCUCUCACACCUGGUAUUUUAUGCAUUUGCCCUCUCCAAUGUAUAUGCACCGAGAGGCACAGGCAUGUGGACUGCUCAGGCAGAAACUUGACUACAUUACCAUCUGGACUGCAAGAGAAUAUUAUCCAUUUAAAUCUGUCUUAUAACCACUUUACUGAUCUGCAUAACCAGUUAACCCAGUACACCAAUCUGAGGACCCUGGACAUUUCAAACAACAGGCUUGAGAGCUUGCCUGCUCAGUUACCUCGGUCCCUCUGGAACAUGUCUGCUGCUAACAACAACAUUAAACUGCUUGAAAAAUCUGAUACUGCUUAUCAAUGGAACCUUAAAUAUCUGGAUGUUUCUAAGAAUAUGCUGGAAAAGGUUGUCCUCAUUAAAAAUACACUAAGAAGUCUUGAGGUUCUCAACCUCAGUAGUAACAAACUCUGGACAGUUCCAACCAACAUGCCCUCCAAACUACAUACUGUGGACCUGUCUAACAAUUCCUUGACACAAAUCCUUCCAGGAACAUUAAUAAACCUGACAAAUCUCACACACCUUUACCUGCACAACAAUAAGUUCACAUUCAUUCCAGAUCAAGCUUUUGACCAACUCUUUCAGUUGCAAGAGAUAACCCUUUACAAUAACAGGUGGUCAUGUGACCAUAAACAAAACAUUACUUACUUACUUAAGUGGAUGAUGGAAACAAAAGCCCAUGUAAUAGGGACUCCCUGUUCUAGCCAGAUAUCACCUUUGAAGGAACAUAACACACACCCCACACCUUCUGGAUUUACCUCAAGCUUGUUCACUGUAAGUGGGAUGCAGACAGUGGACACCAUUAACUCUCUGAGUAUGGUAACUCAAUCCAAAGUGACCAAAAUACCCAAACAAUAUCGAACCAAGGAAACAACGUUCGGUGCCACUCUAAGCAAAGGCACCACCUUCACUAGCACUGACAAGGCUUUUGCGCCCUAUCCAGAAGAUACAUCCACAGAAACGAUCAAUCCACAUGAAGCAGCAGCUGCAACUCUAACUAUUCACCUCCAAGAUGGAAUGGUUACAAACGCAAGCCUCACUAGCUCAACAAAAUCAUCCCCAACACCCAUGACCCUAAGCAUUACUAGUGGCAUGCCAAAUAAUUUCUCUGAAAUGCCUCAACAAAGCACAACCCUUAACUUACGGAGGGAAGAGACAACCACAAAUGUAAAGACUCGCUUACCUUCUUCUGUGGCAAGUGCUUGGAAAGUAAAUGCUUCGUUUCUCUUAAUGCUCAAUGCUGUGGUCAUGCUGGCUGGCUAAGGGUCUGCAUUUUCUGAAAUUAAUGAAAGAACUCCUCCCUGAUGUAUAGUUGGGAAGAUAUGCCCCUAUCUAACCCGUGACUCAAGCUAUAUUAUGUAUUCAAGAAAGCCAGUCUCACAUUUCCGACUCUGAUGUGAAUGAAGCAACUUGUCUUAAUGAAGAGUGCACAAUGUCUCGGUACUUGCUGCUACUUUACUGUCUUAAUGAAGUAAAACUAAUGAGUUUCUUUUUUUUAAAUGAAAUGUUUUCUUUUUAAGGCUUCAAUUUACUGCACAAAAUAUAAAGCAUCUCAACUUUAAUAUGUAUUUUAUGUAUGUUUACACUGUCAAACAUCUGGGAAAAAAUAAAAGGUCUAUGCUCAUAA